Molecule: messenger RNA, 866 nt
Organism: Vigna umbellata (rice bean)
Lineage: Eukaryota; Viridiplantae; Streptophyta; Magnoliopsida; Fabales; Fabaceae
Source: RefSeq, a predicted model, not a curated record
UUUAGUACAUUUUAAAAAACCCGAAUGGGCCGUGGUAGACCUGUUGAGUCUUGGGCCGGGCUACGGCACGCCACAUAACAGCUUGCGGCGGUCGGAGAGAUGAACGGGAUGGAGUGCGCGGCGAGAGGGAGCGGAAAACGGUGCGGCGGUGCCGCCACGCGUCUGUGCACUCGCUGCGAAGCCGUCGCAUAUUGCUCUCUUUCUCACCAGAUUGCACACUGGAGUCGUCACAAACACGAGUGUGAUAGGUUGCAACAGCAGAUGAAGAGUGUUGAAGUCCUCAACGAUUUUCCCUUCACUUUCUCUCGCGAAGCCACGUUUCAGGUUUGUGUGAAGCACGAAGGUAGAUGUUCAUUUUUGAGCAACAGAGGACUUCAUAAAGUGGGAAUGUGGCUGCAUGAAUGCGGUUGUGGGGCGACAUCUGCUUCAUUUGAUUGUUUAGGUUUUUGCAGUUUAAAUAAUGGUUGGGAUCUCCCAAGUGUUUUAUGUCCAUGUGGGCCAAACUCUCUGGUAUUAGAGCAAUUGCAUAGUUGGAGAGACUACUAUAAGUGGAGAAGCAUCCCACUAGACUCGCCUGUUGCUUUGCUUCUUCAUUGGUAAUGGUGUGUGCAGUUGGUUUUGGCUCUUAUUUUGUUUGCAGUCAAAAUACAAGGGUUGGGAGGCUUAAUCCCCCUGCUACCUUCUCAGAUUCCACCUACCACAAUAAAAUGUUUGCUUUCACCUGUAAAAUCUGUAGGGGAAUGGAUCUUUGUCCCAUUGGUUACUCUGAUAGAAGAGAACGGACUACUAAAUUUUGUUGCCUCCAAUACUAUAAGAAUAGACUUGUUGUUACAUGUAUUUACUCAUUACAUUUUUUUUAAUUAUAU